CACAGGCAGCAGAACAGUAACUAAUUUAUUCAACACCAACCCCCGCCUGCCAGGUAAGGCAGGCUGGAGAAAAUAAACAUUUUUGUAACAUCCUAAACACGCUGCACCUUUGAUUUGCACCUGGCCACUUGCAGAGGUUUGCAAAAAUGCUGAUCGGCCAGAAAUUUAACAGAUAAUGCUGUGGAUCAUGGAACAAUAUGCAGAAUUUCGAUAUUCUGAGUAAUCCCACCAACUGUGUAACCAUGUCUUCUUUGAGGAAUAAGCUGGCUGCCAACGAUUGCAAGACUGUGCUUCCAUUCCUCUGCAUAACAGAAAAUAUAGUCCUGGUAAAGGAAAAAAGGAGCUGGGAGGAGGCCUUUGAACACUGCCGCAGCCUUGGAUCAUCUUCUGACAGCAAUCCUCACUUCAAUCUGUUGAGCGUGCAACCUGGAAAUGAACACACCUAUAUGACAGAGGAAAUCACAGAGGCUGACACUGAUGAGGUGUGGACUGCCCUGCAUUUCCUGGGUGAUGAAUGGCUGUGGAUUAAUGGAGCAGAUAUGCUGUACACUGACCUGCCACAGUGUCCCAGCCGAAGGCAGCACUGUGGGGCCUUAUUAAAGAAUAAUACCGGCACUUUGGAGGCCAGAGACUGUUCAGAGAGAAAAAACUUCCUCUGUUACAGCUACAACCCUUAAUUAUCAUCUAAAGUCUGAGAGGCUCGGCAACAACCACCUAUAGCCUGCAGAAAAUUGCAAAACUGGCCAUUGUUUUGAAGCUGUAUAUUUUCUUAGAAAAACAUUGCGUUUAGCAUAUGGGUUAAUAGUUGUAUCGCAGGAACCUACACUGGGAAGAACCCAUCCUAUUCCAAUUCCACCCCCAAGCACCAAGCACCCCAGUGCUACGCAAUUAGCGCAGACUGGAAAUGUGCUUGAGAGAGGGAACAGUUCAGACCUGAA
Molecule: messenger RNA, 938 nt
Organism: Cyprinodon variegatus (sheepshead minnow)
Lineage: Eukaryota; Metazoa; Chordata; Actinopteri; Cyprinodontiformes; Cyprinodontidae
Product: rheacalcin-1-like
Exons: 3
Coding region: 198-677 (159 amino acids)
Source: RefSeq, a predicted model, not a curated record